AUGUACAUAGAGGUUUCAGUAGCGGUGAAUUAUCUUCUCUCCCAUCUCUACACCAAAUUGCCACGAAGAAGGGUGGAUAAUUUCGGCGAGGAAUUGGAAAGAUGCCUCUUGCGUAAAUUACAACCUCACUGGUUCACCGAAUCGUCCAGUCAGGAUGGAUCCCAUCGGUGCUUUCAAACCAGCGGUCCACACACCGACUUCAUCUUUCCCGAAGCUGCCAUCUCCAGUGGAUUGGAGUGGAGUGAAAUUCAAGCCUGCCUACCAGCCGGUUUAGUUAUUACAAUUGAUCCGGGUCAUGUCGCCUGUCAGUAUGGAUCUAGUGAGUCCUCUCCGGUUAUCUCUAAUUCGGCUUGGGGUGCUGGAAAUGGUUGCACUUCUGCGAGUCUCUCGUCUUCCGGCUGUUCAUCGGCUUCAUCUGUCUCUUCUUCAAACGGUUCUUCGGGAUCAUGGUCAAAAACAAAGCAUCAAAUUCUCUAUUCAGCCACCCCUAGGGGUGGAAAUGGCUACAAUAUGAGCGGAGAAAAGGAGCUGGAUGCACCACUGAAUGAAGUCGCAAAGAAGCAGCUGGAUGAUGUUCAAACCCAUUUGGCUACAGAAGCAGCUCUCAGUGUUUUGACAGAACCGGAAGAUGUUGCUUCAACCCAGAAUGGAUCAGAUCACUCAAAGACUGGAAUUAGUAAUGAAUCUAUCACUGGUGUGGGGGAUUCCCACGGCUAUCAGGACACGACGGCUAAUUCCGCUUCUGGUGGCAAGAAUACUUCCACAGAUCCUACCAUAGAUAGUAGCUUUCUGGACCACGGCGUCAACAUGGAAUCACAAGCGAAAUCAGAUGUUGAAAAUCAUUUUCCAUUCAACGAUUUUCACACCAAACCUCUACGACAUGUUGAUGAGGUGGGAGAGCUGCAACAGUUCGACUUCCACACCAAUCAGCACAACCCACCCCCAUUUACUCAACCCCCGACAACCUUUACUCAGAAGAUCACAACGACACCGAGUUUUACUGCAGCAACAUUUGCAGCCACCAAAUUCGGUUCGACAAAGUUGAAGAAUCAGGCAAAGCGACCCCAUCGCCUUGUAUCCGCCUGUGAUCCACCCGUCUUGGGAUAUGCCUCACAGCUACUGGAAGCCAUUGGACAGAACCCCCUCCAACCCAACCAGAUGCCUUUGUGCGACCGUUUGAUGCGUCUAAACGAGUUUCAUCGAAACGGUGGUGGCCUCUACGCAGGUCACAACUUCGGAAUGGACCCGUCAAGGGGUGGCUACUUCGGCAACUACCAACCGCUUGAUCGUUCAGGCGACAUGGCCUACAACAGCAGCAGUUAUUCCAGCAGCUUCAUGGACAGUGCGCCUGUAAUGAGUCUCUACGGUAAUUCAGAUGCUCCCAGUGGUUAUGGAAUGCGUUCAAACAAUCUGGUGAACAACCCUAUGUGGUCACAGUUUGAGAAAAUUCGCUCGGAAUUUCAACUAAAGAAUAGUCAGUACCUUCAACAGCAACAGCAACAACAGGAAAAUUCAUCUCUGUUAAACCGCAAUCCAGGAUUCGGCUUCAAUACCAUGGAAGGUAAUAUUUCCUCUGCCCGAAAUAUCACGGCAUUCAAUACAUCAACUCCCAGGGGCGCCCUUCAACAGGCUGAUGUAAAGUAUGGUUUCGGAGACGAUUUAGAGUUGAGUCAAGAGCUACAUGACCUCUGGAGCUCACAAAAAUUCACCUCUAAUAGUGCAAACACAUUCUGUUGGCCGGGAGAUGUCAACAAGUCAUCGAUCGACACUUCAUUAGGUCAAGCUUUCAAUGCAUUGAACAUCACCGAGCGCUAG
This is a messenger RNA of Echinococcus granulosus, 1815 nucleotides long. RefSeq names its product Protein Tob1. Gene Ontology annotation, biological process: regulation of gene expression. Bases 1 to 1815 code for a protein of 604 amino acids. Gene Ontology annotation, cellular component: nucleus; cytoplasm. The record is from RefSeq and is a predicted model, not a curated record. Gene Ontology annotation, molecular function: transcription corepressor activity. The transcript is spliced from 2 exons. Lineage: Eukaryota; Metazoa; Platyhelminthes; Cestoda; Cyclophyllidea; Taeniidae.